UUGAAAAUUUGACAAUCCUAAUACAAUAACCUGAAUUAUUUAGUUUAAAUAUAUCUUUAACGAAUUUAAACAUACAAAUAAACAUUAUAAUAUUGUUUGUAAUAAACUGUUUAGUGAAUUAAACUGCAAUAUGUCUGAUAACGCUGUUCCCUCUGCUGCCCCCUCUGCUGCUAGCGCUUCCGAUGAGCAGCGCUCUGGUACUGCUUCUGGAACAGAGGAGAAAGUAUAUGGUGGCUGUGAAGGACCAGAUGCCAUGUACGUAAAGUUGGUGUCUUCUGAUGGUCACGAGUUCAUAGUGAAGAGGGAGCAUGCGCUCACAUCCGGAACUAUUAAGGCCAUGUUGAGUGGACCUGGCCAGUUUGCUGAGAACGAGGCUAAUGAGGUCAACUUCAGGGAGAUACCGUCACACGUCCUGCAAAAAGUUUGUAUGUACUUCACAUACAAAGUUCGCUAUACCAACUCGUCGACCGAGAUCCCAGAGUUUCCCAUUGCACCAGAAAUUGCUCUCGAAUUACUCAUGGCUGCAAACUUCCUUGACUGUUAAUAAAUCUUAUUUGAGUAACAUAACUAAUUUUUUUAUGUGUCCUACUCGGCUAGAUUCAGGAUUUACAAUAUAACAAUUUUAUGUAUUUUGGGUUUAGUGCAAAACCGCGUAUAAGCCACGUGAAUAUAAAUAACCUUAUUUUAUGAAUUAUUAUGUUGAUUACACGCUUUUGCACUGUUCUCUGUCUUAUUACAAAGAAGGUUCCAAAGCGGGCUACUUCCUUUAUAUUAAUUUGUUUAAAUAUAAAACUUGUUAAGAAAAAUUGCAAUAAUAAUUUGUUAAAAUUGCUUUAUGCUAUUAAAAACUUAAAAUAAUAUGCUACAGAUAAGUCAUUGACUGAAAUUAAAGAUUUACCUUUCUGUAAGUCAAAAAUGUUUAAUUGUAUUUUAUUUAAUAUACAUUUUCGACUUCGGUCAAGGGUUAAUAGUUAAUUUAGGAAAAAUAAUAGUCAAGCUAGGUAUAAGCUGUGUAUUUUUUUUGCAUUAACAAAUUUAGCAUUUUUCUUACGAUAUUAACAUUAAAACUGUUUUAAAAUGCUUUUCGCAGAAAAACUGGAAAAUAUUGAAAGCAUUAAUGUGUUAUAAAUAAAUACCAGGGAAUGUUUUUUUGUAAGUCACUCAUAACGUGUAUAACAUACAUCAAUUUAUACUUUGUAUUAUUAUUAAAGUAGAAUGCAAACA
Melitaea cinxia (Glanville fritillary) is the source of this 1224-nucleotide messenger RNA. RefSeq names its product elongin-C (gene EloC). The record is from RefSeq and is a predicted model, not a curated record. The transcript is spliced from 4 exons. Lineage: Eukaryota; Metazoa; Arthropoda; Insecta; Lepidoptera; Nymphalidae. Bases 131 to 544 code for a protein of 137 amino acids. Gene Ontology annotation, molecular function: protein-macromolecule adaptor activity. Gene Ontology annotation, biological process: ubiquitin-dependent protein catabolic process. Gene Ontology annotation, cellular component: elongin complex.